AGAAGCGCCGAGAGCGCGACCGGGACGGUUGGAGAAGAAGGUGGCUCCCGGAAGGGGGAGAGACAAACUGCCGUAACCUCUGCCGUUCAGGAUCCCGGUUACUUAUUUAUUCGUUACCCCUUUUCUUCUUCCUUCCUCCCAAAACCUCCUCCUCUCCUCCCUUCUUUUGUUUCCUUUUUGGGAGCCGACGAGUCUCCGGAAGGAAGAAAAGGCUUUCUUUCAGCCCUUUUCGUUUCUCUGCCUUCCCCCCCUUCCCCCCCUCCCCCACCUUUCCCUCCUCCAGCCUUUCCCUCCCUAUCCCGGGAGGUCUUUCCUGGUGGCCGCCCGGACGGGUUCUGAGCACUUAGGCGGCGGUGGCGCAGGCUUUUUGUAGCGAGGUUUGCGCCUGCGCAGCGCGUCUGCCUCACCAUGCACGGGGGUGGCCCCCCCUCCGGGGACAGCGCAUGCCCGCUGCGCACCAUCAAGAGAGUGCAGUUCGGAGUCCUGAGUCCGGAUGAGUUGAAGCGGAUGUCCGUGACAGAGGGUGGUAUCAAAUACCCAGAGACAACCGAGGGAGGUCGCCCCAAACUUGGGGGACUAAUGGAUCCACGGCAGGGGGUGAUUGAGCGGACUGGCCGCUGCCAAACAUGUGCAGGAAACAUGACCGAGUGUCCUGGCCACUUUGGCCACAUCGAACUGGCCAAGCCUGUGUUUCAUGUGGGCUUCCUGGUGAAGACAAUGAAAGUUCUGCGCUGUGUCUGCUUCUUCUGCUCCAAACUGCUUGUAGAUUCUAAUAACCCGAAGAUUAAGGACAUCCUGGCCAAAUCUAAGGGGCAGCCAAAGAAACGGCUUACGCAUGUCUAUGACCUUUGCAAGGGCAAAAACAUCUGUGAAGGUGGAGAGGAGAUGGACAACAAGUUUGGUGUGGAGCAGCCUGAGGGUGAUGAGGAUCUGACCAAAGAGAAGGGCCAUGGCGGCUGUGGGCGGUAUCAACCCCGGAUCCGGCGCUCUGGCCUAGAGUUGUAUGCUGAAUGGAAGCAUGUUAAUGAGGACUCUCAGGAGAAAAAGAUCUUGCUGAGUCCAGAACGAGUGCAUGAAAUCUUCAAACGCAUCUCAGAUGAGGAGUGUUUUGUGCUGGGCAUGGAGCCUCGAUAUGCCCGGCCUGAGUGGAUGAUUGUCACAGUGUUGCCUGUGCCUCCUCUCUCUGUGCGACCUGCUGUGGUGAUGCAGGGUUCUGCUCGAAACCAGGAUGAUCUGACUCACAAACUGGCUGACAUUGUGAAGAUAAACAAUCAGCUGCGGCGGAACGAGCAGAAUGGUGCAGCUGCCCAUGUCAUAGCAGAAGAUGUAAAACUUCUCCAGUUCCAUGUGGCCACCAUGGUGGACAAUGAACUGCCUGGCUUACCCCGUGCCAUGCAGAAGUCUGGCCGUCCCCUCAAGUCCCUGAAGCAACGGUUGAAGGGCAAAGAAGGACGGGUUCGAGGGAAUCUAAUGGGCAAGCGAGUGGACUUCUCAGCCCGCACUGUCAUCACCCCUGACCCUAACCUAUCCAUUGACCAAGUGGGUGUGCCCCGAUCCAUUGCUGCCAACAUGACCUUUGCAGAGAUUGUCACACCCUUCAACAUUGACAGACUUCAGGAAUUAGUACGCAGGGGAAACAGCCAGUAUCCAGGAGCCAAGUACAUCAUCCGCGACAAUGGCGAUCGAAUUGACUUGCGUUUCCAUCCUAAGCCCAGUGACCUUCAUCUGCAGACUGGCUAUAAGGUGGAACGGCACAUGUGUGAUGGGGACAUUGUUAUCUUCAAUCGUCAGCCAACUUUGCACAAAAUGUCCAUGAUGGGGCAUCGGGUCCGAAUCCUCCCCUGGUCUACUUUUCGGUUGAAUCUUAGUGUGACAACUCCAUACAAUGCAGACUUUGAUGGAGAUGAGAUGAAUUUGCACCUGCCACAGUCUCUGGAGACUCGGGCAGAGAUCCAAGAGUUAGCCAUGGUGCCUCGAAUGAUUGUCACCCCCCAAAGCAAUCGACCUGUCAUGGGUAUUGUGCAAGACACACUCACGGCAGUACGCAAAUUCACUAAGAGAGAUGUCUUCCUGGAGCGGGGUGAAGUCAUGAACCUCUUAAUGUUUCUGUCCACGUGGGACGGGAAGGUCCCACAGCCAGCUAUCCUCAAGCCCCGGCCCCUAUGGACAGGCAAGCAGAUCUUCUCCCUCAUCAUACCUGGUCACAUCAAUUGUAUCCGUACCCACAGCACCCAUCCUGAUGACGAAGAUAGCGGCCCUUACAAGCACAUCUCUCCUGGGGACACCAAAGUUGUAGUGGAGAAUGGGGAGCUUAUCAUGGGCAUCCUUUGUAAGAAGUCCCUGGGCACCUCAGCAGGCUCGCUGGUCCAUAUCUCCUACCUAGAGAUGGGGCAUGACAUCACCCGCCUCUUCUACUCCAACAUUCAGACUGUCAUUAACAACUGGCUUCUCAUUGAGGGUCAUACCAUUGGUAUUGGGGACUCAAUUGCAGAUUCCAAGACUUACCAGGACAUUCAGAACACUAUUAAGAAAGCUAAACAAGAUGUAAUAGAGGUCAUUGAGAAGGCUCAUAACAAUGAGCUAGAACCCACCCCAGGAAACACAUUGCGUCAGACAUUUGAGAAUCAAGUGAAUCGUAUUCUCAAUGAUGCUCGAGACAAAACUGGCUCCUCUGCACAGAAAUCCCUCUCUGAAUAUAACAACUUCAAGUCUAUGGUGGUAUCUGGAGCCAAGGGUUCCAAGAUCAACAUCUCCCAGGUCAUUGCUGUUGUCGGGCAGCAGAAUGUAGAGGGCAAGCGGAUCCCAUUUGGAUUUAAGCAUCGGACCCUUCCUCACUUUAUCAAGGAUGAUUAUGGUCCUGAGAGCCGAGGCUUUGUAGAAAAUUCAUACUUGGCUGGUCUCACACCCACUGAGUUCUUCUUCCAUGCCAUGGGAGGACGAGAAGGUCUCAUUGACACAGCUGUUAAGACUGCUGAGACUGGGUAUAUUCAGCGAAGGCUGAUAAAGUCCAUGGAGUCAGUGAUGGUGAAAUACGAUGCAACUGUGAGGAACUCCAUCAACCAGGUGGUACAGCUGCGCUAUGGAGAGGACGGCCUGGCAGGGGAGAGCGUCGAGUUCCAGAAUCUGGCUACACUUAAACCUUCUAAUAAAGCUUUUGAGAAGAAGUUCCGUUUUGAUUAUACCAAUGAGAGGGCCCUGCGGCGCACUCUUCAGGAGGAUCUGGUAAAGGAUGUGCUGAGCAAUGCCCACAUACAGAAUGAGCUGGAACGGGAAUUUGAACGGAUGCGUGAAGAUCGGGAGGUGCUCAGGGUCAUCUUCCCAACUGGUGACAGCAAGGUGGUCCUCCCUUGUAACCUUUUGCGGAUGAUCUGGAAUGCUCAGAAAAUCUUCCACAUCAACCCUCGCCUUCCCUCUGACCUGCAUCCCAUCAAAGUGGUAGAGGGAGUCAAAGAAUUGAGCAAGAAGUUGGUAAUCGUGAAUGGAGAUGACCCACUAAGUCGGCAGGCACAGGAGAAUGCCACAUUGCUCUUCAACAUCCACCUAAGGUCCACACUCUGCUCUCGCCGCAUGGCUGAGGAGUUUCGGCUGAGUGGAGAGGCCUUUGACUGGCUGCUUGGGGAGAUAGAGUCCAAGUUCAACCAAGCCAUUGCCCAUCCUGGAGAAAUGGUGGGAGCUCUGGCUGCUCAGUCUCUUGGAGAACCUGCCACUCAGAUGACCCUGAACACCUUCCACUAUGCUGGUGUAUCUGCCAAGAAUGUGACUCUGGGUGUACCUCGACUUAAGGAGCUUAUCAACAUUUCCAAGAAGCCAAAGACUCCUUCACUCACUGUCUUCCUGUUAGGUCAAUCUGCACGAGAUGCUGAAAGAGCCAAGGACAUUCUUUGCCGCUUGGAACAUACAACAUUGAGGAAGGUGACUGCCAAUACAGCCAUCUACUAUGACCCUAACCCCCAGAGCACAGUGGUAGCAGAAGAUCAAGAGUGGGUGAAUGUGUACUAUGAGAUGCCUGACUUUGAUGUGGCCCGGAUAUCCCCCUGGCUGCUGCGUGUGGAGCUUGACCGAAAGCACAUGACUGACCGGAAGCUUACCAUGGAACAGAUUGCUGAAAAAAUCAAUGCAGGUAAGGCUGACUUUAGUGAAGACAAGGAAGCAAUUCUUUCUUGGCAGAUUGGAGUUUUGGAGGGAACGGAGGAAAUCACAGGCUUACUGAUCUCACUCUUGUUGCAGGAGGAAGAGGUGGUGGAUAAGAUGGAUGAUGAUGUCUUCCUGCGGUGCAUUGAGUCCAACAUGCUGACAGAUAUGACUCUGCAGGGUAUCGAGCAGAUCAGCAAGGUGUACAUGCACUUACCUCAGACAGACAACAAGAAGAAGAUCAUCAUCACAGAAGAUGGAGAGUUCAAGGCCCUGCAAGAAUGGAUCUUAGAGACAGAUGGUGUGAGCCUGAUGCGGGUGCUGAGUGAGAAGGAUGUAGACCCUGUGCGCACCACGUCCAAUGAUAUUGUGGAGAUCUUCACGGUACUAGGCAUUGAGGCUGUGCGGAAGGCUCUGGAGCGAGAACUGUACCAUGUCAUCUCCUUUGAUGGUUCUUAUGUCAAUUAUCGGCAUUUGGCUCUCCUGUGUGACACUAUGACAUGCCGUGGCCACUUGAUGGCCAUCACUCGUCAUGGGGUCAACCGCCAGGACACUGGACCGCUCAUGAAAUGCUCCUUUGAAGAAACGGUGGAUGUCCUUAUGGAAGCAGCAGCACAUGGGGAGAGUGACCCCAUGAAGGGAGUCUCUGAGAAUAUUAUGCUGGGCCAGCUCGCUCCAGCUGGUACUGGCUGUUUUGACCUCCUGCUUGAUGCUGAGAAAUGCAAAUAUGGCAUGGAAAUCCCCACCAAUAUCCCCGGCCUGGGGGCCGCUGGACCCACUGGCAUGUUCUUUGGCUCUGCACCUAGUCCGAUGGGAGGGAUAUCUCCUGCAAUGACACCCUGGAACCAGGGUGCAACUCCAGCGUAUGGUGCCUGGUCCCCAAGUGUUGGGAGUGGGAUGACCCCAGGAGCGGCUGGCUUCUCUCCCAGUGCUGCAUCUGAUGCCAGUGGCUUCAGCCCAGGUUACUCCCCUGCAUGGUCUCCCACACCAGGCUCUCCGGGCUCCCCUGGACCCUCAAGCCCAUACAUCCCCUCACCAGGUGGUGCUAUGUCUCCCAGCUACUCACCGACAUCACCAGCCUAUGAGCCACGCUCCCCUGGGGGCUAUACACCCCAGAGCCCCUCCUACUCCCCUACUUCACCUUCCUACUCCCCAACCUCUCCAUCUUACUCUCCAACCAGUCCCAACUACAGCCCUACCUCUCCUAGCUACUCGCCCACCUCCCCUAGCUACUCCCCCACCUCUCCUUCCUACUCCCCCACCUCUCCAAGCUACUCCCCAACCUCUCCAAGCUACUCCCCAACCUCUCCAAGCUACUCUCCAACAUCACCUAGCUAUUCUCCAACUUCUCCCAGCUACUCACCAACAUCUCCUAGCUAUUCCCCAACUUCUCCCAGCUACUCACCGACUUCACCAAGCUAUUCUCCCACCUCCCCCAGCUACUCACCGACAUCUCCCAGCUACUCACCAACUUCUCCAAGCUACUCACCAACUUCCCCAAGUUACUCACCCACCAGCCCUAACUAUUCUCCAACUAGUCCCAACUAUACCCCGACAUCACCCAGCUACAGCCCAACCUCACCCAGCUACUCACCUACAAGUCCGAACUAUACACCCACCAGCCCUAACUACAGCCCAACCUCUCCAAGCUAUUCCCCAACCUCACCCAGUUAUUCCCCCACCUCUCCAAGCUACUCCCCCUCUAGCCCACGAUAUACACCACAGUCUCCAACCUACACACCGAGCUCGCCAAGCUACAGCCCUAGCUCGCCAAGCUACAGCCCCACUUCACCCAAGUACACCCCAACUAGUCCUUCCUACAGUCCCAGCUCACCAGAGUACACCCCAACUUCUCCCAAAUACUCGCCUACAAGCCCUAAAUAUUCACCCACUUCUCCCAAGUAUUCUCCUACCAGCCCCACUUAUUCACCCACCACCCCAAAAUACUCUCCAACCUCUCCUACGUACUCGCCAACCUCUCCAGUCUAUACCCCGACCUCUCCCAAGUACUCCCCGACCAGCCCUACCUACUCACCCACUUCUCCCAAGUACUCGCCCACCAGUCCCACCUACUCACCCACCUCUCCCAAGGGCUCCACCUACUCCCCCACUUCUCCUGGCUACUCCCCCACUAGCCCCACCUACAGCCUCACCAGCCCAGCCAUCAGCCCAGAUGACAGCGAUGAGGAGAACUGAGCGAGCAGGGCGCAGAGCUGGUUAGGGUCAGACAACCUCGGUGGCCUGUGUGUCACUUCCCUCACCUCACAGGCUGUGACCCUAGCCUGGGUCCCUUGUACAUAAGUCCUUGUGACAAAACCCUCUGGAAGUUCUGGACCCCAUUUUUGAUAGCUUUUUCUCUUGUCCUGUACUCGUGCUGUCUCGGACUCACUGACCCAGCUGCAGGGUUUUGUUACCCUGCUAGUCCCCUGCCUCACUCCACCAUGAAGGUCUCUGCUUUCCUGUGACUUGAUUGGGAUGCAGGCAUUUAACUUUGGAAGGCUAGUUUAGUGCCUGCUUUGGGUCAUACAUCUGAUCUGGAAGAACAAAGCUUAAGCUGCCUUUGUUAUUUUUUGAAAUUGAAAUAAAGUUUACUAAUUUUGA
Mus pahari (shrew mouse) is the source of this 6732-nucleotide messenger RNA. RefSeq names its product RNA polymerase II subunit A (gene Polr2a). Gene Ontology annotation, molecular function: DNA binding. The transcript has 28 exons. The coding region runs from base 409 to 6327 and encodes 1972 amino acids. The record is from RefSeq and is a predicted model, not a curated record. Gene Ontology annotation, biological process: transcription by RNA polymerase II. Lineage: Eukaryota; Metazoa; Chordata; Mammalia; Rodentia; Muridae. Gene Ontology annotation, cellular component: RNA polymerase II, core complex.